Messenger RNA from Mus musculus (house mouse), 4290 nucleotides. RefSeq names its product intraflagellar transport 80 (gene Ift80). The record is from RefSeq and is a predicted model, not a curated record. Lineage: Eukaryota; Metazoa; Chordata; Mammalia; Rodentia; Muridae. The transcript has 20 exons. The coding region runs from base 388 to 2721 and encodes 777 amino acids. Gene Ontology annotation, cellular component: intraciliary transport particle B; cilium; cytoplasm.
GGGCGGGGUCAAGAGCCCGCUCGGGUGACUGGCACCUAGCAAGUAUCGCGGGAACAUGGCAGGGGGAAACGCUCGCAGCGCUUAGAAAUCACUAUGGUGACGGAAAGGUCGGGAGGCUAUUUGGUAACUAGUUCGAGCUCUGAGAGCAGUCGCCACCGCUUUCCUGGAACUUGAGGUAAAUUUCUUCAUCUCCAGAGCCUUUGAAGAAAGGGCUUGGAAGCGGUAGCGGUCAUUAAGACCUAGCUUCUCUUGGUUAGAUGGGAUGAGCUUUGCGGGAGCAUCAGUUAUUUUCCAUCUUCUUCCAGCCACCAGGGUGUUGAUCUUGGGAUGUGGAGUUUACAGUGAAUACAAUCAAGCGGUAUUUAACAUUUCUCUGGAACUGGAGACAUGAGACUGAAGAUAUCUCUCUCAAAGGAACCAAAGCAUCAAGAAUUAGUGAGCUGUGUGGGUUGGACUACGGCGGAGGAGCUGUACUCAUGCAGUGACGACCACCAGAUCGUCAAGUGGAACCUGCUAACCAGUGAAACCAGCCUAAUAGUCAAGCUGCCUGAUGACAUCUACCCGAUAGACCUUCACUGGUUUCCAAAGAGUUUAGGCAUAAAGAAACAGACGCAGGCAGAAAGCUUCGUCCUCACAAGCUCUGAUGGUAAGUUUCAUCUGAUUUCCAAGUUAGGAAGAGUGGAAAAGAGUGUAGAAGCUCACUGUGGGGCUGUGCUCGCAGGACGAUGGAAUUAUGAGGGGACUGCAUUAGUGACAGUUGGAGAAGAUGGACAAGUGAAAAUCUGGUCAAAGACAGGGAUGCUCAGAUCAACUUUAGCCCAGCAAGGAACACCAGUGUACUCAGUAGCCUGGGGCCCUGAUUCAGAAAAGGUUCUUUAUACAGCAGGCAAACAGCUCAUCAUUAAACCUCUUCAACCAAAUGCUAAAGUUUUACAGUGGAAAGCCCAUGAUGGCAUCAUUUUAAAAGUCGACUGGAACUCAGUGAAUGACCUUAUUUUAUCUGCGGGUGAAGACUGUAAGUAUAAGGUUUGGGAUAGUUAUGGCCGCGUGCUGUACGGCUCCCAGCCUCAUGAGCACCCCAUCACCUCAGUGGCCUGGGCUCCAGAUGGGGAGUUAUUUGCCGUUGGAUCGUUUCAUACGUUACGCUUGUGUGAUAAAACUGGGUGGUCAUAUGCUUUAGAGAAACCCAACACUGGCAGCAUAUUUAACAUUGCGUGGUCUAUUGAUGGCACUCAGAUCGCGGGAGCCUGUGGGAACGGGCAUGUUGUCUUUGCACAUGUGGUGGAGCAGCGCUGGGAGUGGAAAAAUUUUCAAGUAACGCUAACGAAGAGAAGGACCAUGCAGGUUCGCAACGUUCUCAAUGAUGCCGUGGAUCUCCUGGAGUUCCGGGACAGAGUCAUUAAAGCAUCCUUAAACCACGCACACUUGGUGGUCUCCACGUCCCUGCAGUGCUACGUGUUCUCUACGAAGAACUGGAAUACACCACUUAUAUUUGAUCUCAAAGAAGGAACUGUUAGUUUAAUUCUGCAGGCAGAAAGACAUUUUCUUCUGGUGGAUGGCGGGGGUAUCUACCUGCACUCUUAUGAAGGGCGCUUCAUUUCUUCUCCAAAGUUUCCUGGCAUGAGAACAGACAUCCUGAACGCUCAGACUGUGUCUCUGAGCAAUGACACGAUAGCAAUAAAGGACAAAGCUGACGAGAAGAUAAUCUUCCUCUUUGAGGCGUCAACUGGAAAACCCCUAGGGGAUGGGAAACUUCUUUCUCAUAAGAAUGAAAUCUCAGAAAUUGCUCUGGAUCAAAAAGGACUUACCAAUGACAGAAAAAUUGCUUUCAUUGACAAGAACAGAGAUCUCUACAUCACCUCUGUGAAACGAUUUGGGAAAGAAGAACAGAUUAUUAAACUUGGAACCAUGGUACAUACUUUGGCAUGGUGUGAUACAUGCAAUAUCCUCUGUGGAAUUCAAGAUACUCGAUUCACAGUAUGGUAUUACCCUAAUACCAUUUAUGUGGACAGAGACAUUCUGCCUAAAACAUUGUACGAAAGAGAUGCAAGUGAAUAUAGUAAAAACCCGCAUAUAGUGAGUUUUGUUGGAAAUCAGGUAACUAUAAGAAGAGCUGAUGGCUCCCUGGUGCACAUCAGCAUAUCACCGUACCCCGCCAUCCUCCAUGAGUAUGUGAGCAGCUCCAAGUGGGAAGAGGCUGUAAGGCUUUGCCGCUUUGUUAAGGAGCAAAGCAUGUGGGCUUGCCUAGCGGCUAUGGCUGUUGCUAAUCGAGAUAUGGUCACUGCAGAAAUAGCCUAUGCAGCAGUUGGGGAAAUUGAUAAAGUUCGGUACAUCAAUGCUAUAAAAGAUCUUCCAUCUAGAGAGUCAAAAAUGGCCCACAUACUCAUGUUUAGUGGGAACAUCCAGGAGGCUGAAACAGUCCUGCUCCAGGCUGGCCUUGUUUAUCAAGCCAUACAGAUCAACAUUAAUCUCUAUAACUGGGAAAGGGCGCUGGAGUUGGCUGUAAAAUACAAAACCCACGUUGAUACAGUGCUCGCUUAUCGUCAGAAGUUCUUGGACACAUUUGGUAAACAGGAAACUAAUAAACGAUAUUUACAAUAUGCAGAGGGCCUCCAAAUAGACUGGGAGAAAAUCAAAGCCAAAAUUGAGAUGGAAAUUACUAAAGAACGAGACCGAUCAUCCAGCGGCCAGUCCAGCAAGAGUGUGGGCUUAAAGCACUAAGGGCCACGCUUACCUCCAAACUAGUUUGGACUAACCAAAGAUGUGCAUGUUUGUUUGCUUUAAGAAGAAAAAAAAGCAUAAUUUUAAGACUAGUGCUUCCUCUAGAUGGUAGUGCACUUGCCUAGCAUACAUGAGGCCCUGGGGCUCAUCCCCAGUCAAAAGAAAAAGGCAUUGUCUUUGAAUAAGUGUAUGAGUUUUCUGUGUUUUUAAUACUUAAGGUACGUUCAGAAAGGUUAAGCCCAAAAUACCUUAUAUAAUUCCAUCAUUUCUAUUUUUCUAGUCUAAUAAUUAAGAAAAUAUUUCUAUAUGCUUAUCUAUGCCCAAGGAGUGUUGAGUACAUUCCAGUUUGUUUGUUUGUUUGUUCCUUUAUUUCUGUUUUUUUCAGUAUAAAUAGGUAUUCUUAUAAUAAAGCCUUGAGUUAUUUACAAUGUAUGUUAUUCUGAUUGUAUGUAUUCUAUUUGAUAUAUAAAUUGUAAAGUAUCUUCCAUACUUUAUGAAACAAAAAUACAGGAGAAAGGGUUUGGGGAAAAUGGUACAAUGUAGAUGUAUAUCGAAGUUUAUAGUUCACAUAACAAACGCUGGGAACAGCUAUGGUAUCCAUCAGCUACAAUUAGAUAAAACCACGUGGUAUUCACCGGCAGUGAUUAGUCUCUCAUAGAAGGGUUGAGCUGUGGCACAUGCCGCAACGUGGAUGAGCCUAGGAGAACUUCCACUACGUGAAGUAGGUUAGACAUGGCACAGACGUCAGUCCUGCGGGGCUCACACAAGGCACUCGGAUUAAGUAAGUUCUUCUGGUCAGAAAAGAGGCAAGAGGGACAGGCCCUGGAGGAGGGAAUUCAUUGUGUAACGCUGGCCAUUGCUGCUUGGGGUGAGAGCCCUAGAAAUGGAGAGUGGUGAUGGUUGUAUAGCAUCGUGGGUGUUGUGAACUCCGUUGUCCUCUUUAAAAGGAUUAAAAUGAUAAAUUUUCUUUCCAGUUGUUUUUUUUUUUAAACCAUAUUGAAAAAGUAGUCAAACUGCUUUUGUUGUUGUUGUUACUCUAUUGACAAAGUUGGUAAACUGCAUUUUCUUCAUUCUUCCCUGACUUCAGAAUAUUUGGGCCUCAGACUUAGAGUCUAAAUUUUCAAAACUCUCCUCACUGGAUGACCCUGUUUGUCUGGCUUUAAUAUAAUGCAUCCCCAAGUCCCCAAAAGCUUUUUAACAGUGACACAGACAUCCCUCUAAAGUGCCCUUGACCCUGCUCUUAGAAUUGGUGCAUUACAGAGCUCAUGCACACUAAUUGGGAAAAACAUCACCCCUUUCCCUCCACUGUAAUUUCUCAUGUAGGUUUUGUUCAUAGAAAUGCCCCAUAGUUCCCAAUAUGUACCUUUUCUUUUAUGAAAUGUUGGACUGUUCAAUUCUUAGUCUAGAGUUUGGAUACACAGAUAUGUUCAAUUCAUGAAAUCUAAGCAAUUGACUUAUAUGUUAUACAUGCUUUCUACUUUGUUAAAUUUCAGUGUAAUGUUUCAAAAGAAAAAAAUGGUUAAAUUUUAUGUUUAGUAUGUUUACCACAAUAAAAAGGUUAAAAAAAAA